GUCGGUGGCUGCUCAGUCUACCAAAGUCAGGCUAGCUUGCUGAAGCUCUGCGUAAUCCAUCGCAUUCUUUUGUGAAUUGACAUUCCCGUCGGCUGUCGAAUUUCAACACAAUAUUGAAGAAGGAUUUGCCAGCUUCCUAACUAAUUAGGCUGGUUGCUCCCGUCGUUUUGUUUCUUCGGUGAUAUCGACGCACGAUCGUCGAUAACUUCACGGCUCCGCCAUGUAUAACAUUUUGGCUGGAUUGAAGGAAUACUUUCGACGCCAGGAAAUAGUAACGGAUAAUGUAGUCUUUCGACUUCAUUAUAUUUUCACUACCGUGCUUCUCAUUGCCUUUUCGCUGCUAGUGACGGCAACUCAAUAUGUCGGCAAUCCGAUUCAGUGCAUCAAUGAUAACGAUAUUCCCAUCCAUGUCAUCAAUACCUACUGUUGGAUUUCCACCACUUUUACCAUCCCGACCUCUUUCAUGAGAUCGGUUGGAAGCGAAGUCCCUCAUCCAGGUAUUGGUGCUGGAUUGUACGAGAGCAAAGAUCAAAAGCACUACGCUUACUACCAGUGGGUGUGUUUCAUCUUGUUUUUCCAGGCCAUUUUAUGUUACGUCCCUAGAUGGCUCUGGAGUGCUUGGGAAGGUGGCCUCAUGCAAACCAUUGUCCUGGGUCUGAACUGUGGUUUGAAGACGGUCGAAGAGCGUACGGUCAAGAAGAAGAUUUUGAUCGACUAUCUCUUGGUACACAUCAAACAGCACAACAUGUACGCGAUUCGCUACUGGUUUUGCGAGGUCCUCUGCCUUGUCAAUAUCAUUGGCCAACUCUACCUGAUGAACCGCUUUACUGGCGGCGAAUUUUUCUCAUAUGGUUUUAAAGUGUUGACGUUCGCCAAUGCUGAUCAAGAAGAACGGUUCGACCCGAUGGUUUAUGUCUUCCCUCGCGUUACCAAGUGCACGUUCCAUAAAUUUGGUUCGUCCGGUACUAUAAGCCGACACGAUUCCAUGUGCGUCCUAUCGCAAAACAUCAUUAACGAAAAGACGUACAUCUUUUUGUGGUUUUGGUUCAUCAUCAUGGCCACUCUUCUCUCCAUGUUGAUCGUCUACAGAGCCAUUCUGUUGGCCGUUCCUCGUAUUAGACCAAUGAUACUCCAUGCUCGCAACCGCUUUGUUCCCAAUGAUGUUAUCAAUGCAAUCUCCAACAAACUGGAGGUUGGUGAUUGGUGGAUUUUGUACAUGCUGGGACGUAAUCUUGAACCACUAGUCUACAAAGAAGUGGUUUCUGAGCUGUCGAAGAGGAUUGAAACGAAUGAAAGCAACAAUGCGUGACUAGCACGCCCCGACUCAACCACAUCCACUAAUACGGGGCCUUACGAAGAUCUGCGUGCCGCUGUGGCAGAGGCUUCUGAAGAUACAUUGGUUUAGUCGGGCCUUGGACGCUUGCAACACUGACCAUUCAAAUUCUAUUUCAUAUCAUUACUAUGAAGGCUUAUAAAAACAAUAUUGAUCCAUGUAGAGAAAAUGUCCGGGACGAAUGUUUAUCAGGUUCGAAAACUAAUGAGAAAGUGACCGGGAUAUCUGAUCUGAUCUUCUUUUUGAAACUCCAUAACGCGAUGAGUGCAUAUAGCGUUUAAAGUGGGUUGAAUUCUUCCAAUUGACGAUAUUUUUAUAAGCUGCAUUCAAUUUUCUCAAUUUUUUAGUUUUUGUGUGAACUAUCUUUUUUUUUUCAACAUUUUCUUUUUCGAAUCAUCGUUGACUGAAAUCUUUGGGAUUAGUUCUUUAUAUCAUCGAUCUUUAUUGCAUUAUUGGUGGGCGGAUGUGUCCUGCGUUCAUAUUUGUUUAGAAGAGGAUGCAAUAAAUCGGCUUUUUCCUAAUAA
Daphnia pulicaria is the source of this 1857-nucleotide messenger RNA. It is a transcript of the gene ogre, whose product is annotated as innexin inx1-like. Gene Ontology annotation, molecular function: gap junction channel activity. The coding region runs from base 221 to 1309 and encodes 362 amino acids. The record is from RefSeq and is a predicted model, not a curated record. Gene Ontology annotation, cellular component: plasma membrane; gap junction. NCBI's taxonomy places the organism in Eukaryota, Metazoa, Arthropoda, Branchiopoda, Diplostraca, Daphniidae. The transcript has 8 exons.